Messenger RNA from Klebsormidium nitens, 3401 nucleotides. The record is from the annotation of a GenBank genome assembly. Lineage: Eukaryota; Viridiplantae; Streptophyta; Klebsormidiophyceae; Klebsormidiales; Klebsormidiaceae.
CCCAACUUCAAGUUAAGUCCCAACUUCAAGAGGAGGGAGGUGCGAAAGGAGCAAUGGGGGAGCAAUGCUGGGUGCAAUGGAGCUCAAUGGGAAGACUGCUCUGAUCUCUCACUUGUUGGGUGCUUACAGAACCUAGUCAUAAACGUGUAAGUAGAUGAACAGUACUAGCCCGCUGGGCUGCUCUGCCUCCGCUUUCUUGUAGGCUGUCAAAAAGGAGGUAUAAAGUUGUUUGGUUCUGACGCAGCACUAAUUUGAACGAUGAGUGCACCGACAGGGCCCCCGGGCAGGCCCCCCUUUCCUCCUAUCUCAGACCCAGCCGGUCCCAGACCUCCGCAGCAAUUUCAAAGGCCACCCUCAAAUGGUGGCGCCUUCUCAGGCAACCCUCCCCCCCGACCAGGCCCUCCGUUCCCCAACUUUGGCCCCCCACUAGGCUACCGGGGGCCUCCAGGCCCUCCUGGUGCCCCCACAACAGGGCCCUUUCAUCCAAUGGGUGCCCCCCCUGCUCAGCGAGGCCCCCCCCCUCCCUCCUUCCUGGGCCCACCUCGUCCUCUACAGGGGGCCCCUAAUGGGGCACAGCCGCCACUGUUCCAGGGGGGUCCUGGUCAGCCGCAUCCCUCAGCGAUGGGGCAGAAUCACUUUCAACGGCCAACGCCAUCGAAUGGACCGCCAAUGCAGCGGCCGCUCGGGGGCAGUUCGGGUCCACCUCCGACGGGCCAGCCAGGCGCGCCAUUUGGGCAACCGGCGCGGCAGGCACCUCCAGGCAAUCCUUCCGCUCCGUUCCUUCGCCCCCCUCCGCAGCACCUGCCAAUGCAACAACCGCAGGGCCUGGCACCGCCUUCGAGCCAGGUCCGUCCUGGCCCCCCGUCAAGCUCUACUGCCGGGCCAGCUCCUCAGAGACCCCCACAACAGUUCUCUCUUCCUCCAAGGCCAUUUUCACCAGGGCCCCCUUCGAACUUCAGACCCCCAGUCUGGGGUCUGCCCCCUCGAGGAGGCCCCCCGUUGCAGCAAGGGCCACCCCCCGCAUUUGCUCCAGGGGGGAGGCCGCCGAUGCAGUGGCCGCCGGGGCAUCCUGGAAUGGUAAGACCUGGUGGUUUCCCUGCAAGUGGCCCGCGGUUGCAGGGGGCUUCGACGGGGGUAAACUCAGUCCAGGGGGGUCCGGGGGAGCUGAAUUCGACUCAGGGGGGUGCCGGAAGCCCCGCGGGGCAGAAGGCGGAAGCGGGUAAGGAUGAGGGCAAGAAGGAAAUGGGGACAGAGUCGGAGGAGGUGCGCAAAGCGUGGAGUGCGCAUAAGAACGACGAGGGGGUGGCGUACUACUACAACAGUGUGACGGGGGAGUCGACUUACGAGAAACCGAAGGGCUUCGUUGGGGAGGAGGUCGAUAUCAUACCGGUCGCCUGGGAGCGUAUCGACGGCACCGAUUGGCAUCUGGUGACCACCAAUCUGGACUCCAAGUAUUACUACAAUACCACAACGCAGGAGACCAGCUGGCAAGUCCCGGCGGCCGUGGCGGAGCAACGGCAAAAGAAAGCGGAAGAGGCGUCCGUGCCAGACAGAGCAAACGGGGAGUCGGCGGUGGGCACCAUCAAGAAGAAGUUGCACGAAGAGGACGCGAUUGCUGAAGUGGGCAAGGAGACACCCCCUGAAAAGGAUGGGAAGGACGAGGAGGGGAACGGCGCCGAGCAGAAACAGAGCGAGAAAGAGAAACUGGCUGCGGACUUCAAGGAGAUGCUCAAGGAGAAAAAGGUUCCUCCUUUCGCCAAGUGGGACAAGGAGCUACCAAAGAUCUUCGCAGACCCACGAUUUAAGGCAAUUGCGACGACCGCGGAGCGCCGGGCCUUGUUCGACCGUUACGUGAAGACGCGUGCGGAGGAGGAGCGGCUUGAGAAGCGGGAGGCGCUGCGGGCGGCCAUGAACGGAUUCCGGGAACUGCUGGAUGAGGUGGCGGAGGAGCUCGACCAUACCGUGACUUAUGCGGACUUCGAGACUAUGAAGGGGGACGACCCGCGCUUCAAAGCACUGGAGAAGAAGGAGCGGGAGACCCUCCUCAACGAGAGGAUUGCCCCCCUGCGGAAGGCGGAAGAGGAGCGGCUGCGGAAGGAGCGCGAGGCGGCGGUCACCGCCUUCCACGAGCUGCUCGCUGAAAAGGGGGCCAACGAAACCACCAAGUGGGCUACGUUGAAGGAGGAGGUCCGAGAGGACCCGCGCUACAAGGCCGUGGCGCGGAACGAGCGCGAGCAGGUGUUCAAUGACUUCCUGGCCAAGUGGAAGGGCGGCAAAGAGUCGGAAGUCGAGGAGAAGCUGAAGGCUCACGAACGGGAGGCGCGCAAGCGGAAGGAGCGCGAGGAAGAAGAACUAGAGCGGAUCCGGACCAAGGCGCGGCAAAAGGACGCGCUGGACUCGUACAAGGCCAUCCUGGCCCAGAAAGUCAAGGAAGCUGACGCCACGUGGGCUGACUGGCGCCGGCGCAUCGAAAAAGAAGCCGAGGAGAAGCAGGUGACCCCGCACCUAGAAGCGAAGGAGUUGGAGCACCUGUUCAAGGAGCACGUGCGGGGCAUCAUGGACGCGUGCGUCCGCGACUACAAGCGCCUGCUGGCGGAGGCUCUCCCCGAGGAGACGAUCCAAAAAGAGGACCCCGACGGGCGAAUUCCUCUUGACUCGUGGACGGCGGCCAAGGGGCUUAUGCGGGAAGACGCCCGCCUCAAACGGCUGCCGAAAGUAGAGAGGGAGCCGCUCUACCGGCAGUACACAGAGGACGUCCGGAAGAGACUAAAUCUCCCGCCGGGGGCUAACUACGUUAGAGAUAGGGGUCCGGCGGGGGCGAGACCUCCAGCCGCCGAGCCAAGGCGAGAAACAUAUCGGGAGCACCGGGACAAACGGCCGCGAAGGUGAAGGAAUAUGGGCUGUUGCCGCUUAUCAAACUUUGGUGUAGCUAGGCCCGGAUGCAACAAGCUCCUCUGCGCUCCUUCAUGUGGCAAAGAAGACUUGACACGAGGACGCUCUGAGACAAGGCUACAGCGGGUCGGGUAAAUCUGCAAGAACCACAAGCAUAAUGCUUCGAUGUUUCAUCCAAUGGGCAUCUCAAAUGAUGCUGACCCUUGAAUGCCCAGUUUGGCACUGAUCUUCGAUGGUCGAGGAACUUGCUUGAUUGCAAUGUUUUGCAUGUUGGAAAAGCGACAUGCAACAGGCUGCUGUACGCAACAAUAGUCCAACUCAGUUCGUGCAUUUUUGUCGAGUCCCUUCAAUGGGUUCAGAGUAUACCAACCUUGAACUUUCCGCCGAAGUCAGGAGACAAUUGGAUAGUGUGGGAAACCUAGCUAGAGUGCAGGUCACUGUAACGUGGUUCCAUGUAGCGAUCACAUAUCAGCAUGCAAUAUGGAAUGUAGAAUUUGUUGAUAACGAUC